Messenger RNA from Spinacia oleracea (spinach), 1935 nucleotides. RefSeq lists its product as uncharacterized. Gene Ontology annotation, molecular function: transposase activity; zinc ion binding; DNA binding. Lineage: Eukaryota; Viridiplantae; Streptophyta; Magnoliopsida; Caryophyllales; Amaranthaceae. The record is from RefSeq and is a predicted model, not a curated record. Bases 1 to 1800 code for a protein of 599 amino acids. The transcript is spliced from 3 exons. Gene Ontology annotation, biological process: DNA transposition.
AUGGAGUACUUUAUCAAGAGAGUCAGGAGGGAGGUGAAGUCAGAUGUGGGAUACUAUAAAUGUUACAAUGCAAGGGGAUUAGCUAGGAACAUGAUUAAUGGUAGUGCAGCAGAUGAGUACAAGAGGGUUUGGGAUUAUGUUGAGGCAAUUAGAACAUACUAUCCAGGUAGCACAGCUGUGGUCAAGCUUGAGAGCAUUGAUAACCUCCCUCCCCUGUUCCAAAGGAUGUACAUUUGCUUACAACCUUGCAAAGAAGGGUACAGGGCUGGUUGUAGGCCAAUUUUGGGUGUGGAUGGGUGUCACCUUAGAGGUCCAUACCCAGGGAUAUUACUGACUGCUGUUGGGAAAGAUGGGAACAACAACAUUUUCCCAGUUGCUUGGGCUGUGGUUGAGACAGAGAACUCAGACACUUGGAUCUGGUUUUUGGAGCUGCUGGUUAAGGAUCUUGGUUCUGUAGCAGAUGCAGUUACUUGGGUGCAUGAGAAAGGAGAUGAAGCUGUGGAAGGAGAAGAUGACAAUGUGGCCUUCAUAUCUGACAGGCAGAAGGGGCUGCUUGAUGCCUUCAGAACAGUCAUUCCAAAUGCUGAAACAAGGUUCUGUUGUAGGCAUAUAUGGGCCAACUUCAAACUUAAAUUCCCAGGGGAGGUUUACAAGGAGUUCUUUUGGAAGGCAGCAAGGUCAUCAACCAAGCAUGAAUUCCAAGCAAACAUGGUUGAGAUUAAGAAGCUCAGUGUUGAUGCUUUCAAUUAUCUCACUGCAAUUCCUGUUAGUAAUUGGUCUAGGCAUGGUUUUAGUCCUAGGGCCAAGUCAGGAAUGAUGUUAAAUAAUUGUUGUGAAAGCUUCAACAAUGUGUUGAAGGAUGCAAGGACAAAACCUAUCUUGUCUCUGAUGGAAUGGAUCAGAAGAUAUGUGAUGAUGAGAUGCUGUGCAAAGAGACAAGGCUUGCAAAACUUUGAGGGUACAAUCAUGCCUUCAGUUGUGAAGAUGAUAGAAAGGGGGCAGAAGGAAAUAUACAACAUGAGGCUGAUACAAGCAGAUUUGCAUGUUUUUGAGGUUCAACAUGGUGGGGACUGUUUUGUUGUGAAUCUGGAGAACAAAUCCUGUGGUUGCUACAGGUGGACAUUGAUGGGGAUCCCUUGUUGGCAUGCCUUGGCUUGUUUAGCCCAAAUGAGACUUGAUUAUGAAGAUUAUGUUCAUCAAGCAUAUCAUGUUGCAACUUAUGCCAAAACUUAUGCACCCAAGUUCAAUGCAAUGCCUGGACAAAAUCAAUGGGAAGUAACACCAUAUCCACAACCUCUCCCCCCAUCUUAUAAGAUUAUGCCUGGUAGGCCAUCAAAGAGGAAGAGAAGAAAGGAGCCAGGGGAAGGAAAGAAGGGGAAGGGAAGCAGUUGGGUCAAGAGACCUAAGAGGCAAAACAUGUGCAAGAGGUGUGGUGGAUUGGGCCACUACCAAAAGAGCUGUAUCAGACCCCCCAUGGCUGAUGGUGUUGUUCAAAACAGAGGGGGGAGGCCAAGAACAAGGCCACUGCCAGCACAGCCUGCACAGCAACAUCCAUCACAGCCACAAUCAUCACAUCCUGCAGCACCUAGCCCCCAACCCACAAAUGCAGUACCUAGGCCACAACCAAGGCCAAUGAAGCAGAAGCAUGUUGCAGGCAAGAAGAAGGCCACAACAGCUACCACCUCCCAAGCCAAAGGAAAGAGUGCAUAUGUCCCUAAAAAGAAGAAAACAACCUCUGUGAAUGCCAUACAAGGCUCACAACCUUCCCAAAAGAGUUGCAUCUCUCAAAACAACACCUAAGUUUGUAAAAGUCAACUUUAGUUAUGUAGUAAAAGUCAACUUUUGCCUUAUUUUGUGUACUUUUGGUUAGUUUAAAACAAUCAACUUUUUAAGUUAUUUUGUGGUGACUUUGUAAAAUUCAGGUUACUCCAUCUA